Messenger RNA from Penicillium coprophilum, 1806 nucleotides. Its product is annotated as alpha-keto acid decarboxylase family protein. The transcript is spliced from 3 exons. NCBI's taxonomy places the organism in Eukaryota, Fungi, Ascomycota, Eurotiomycetes, Eurotiales, Aspergillaceae. Bases 1 to 1806 code for a protein of 601 amino acids. Gene Ontology annotation, molecular function: thiamine pyrophosphate binding; magnesium ion binding; carboxy-lyase activity. The record is from RefSeq and is a predicted model, not a curated record.
AUGCAUCUUGCUGAGUAUCUUUUCCGUCGCAUUCACGAACUUGGAGUUCGUUCCAUCUUUGGCGUCCCCGGGGAUUUCAAUCUAACCUCCCUUGACUACAUUGCUCCAUGUGGUCUCAAUUGGGUCGGGAAUGUGAACGAGCUCAACGGUGGCUAUGCCGCCGAUGGUUAUGCCCGCAUCAGAGGGAUAGGAGUUGUCAUGACUACAUUAGGCGUUGGCGAGCUUUCGGCCAUUAAUGCCCUAGCAGGUUCAUGUGCCGAGCAAGUACCAGUCAUCCACAUUGUCGGGUAUCCCUCGACAUCUGUGCAGGAGGAGCGAUUGCCAAUGCACCACACAUUGGGAAAUGGCGACUUUGGACUAUUUGCCAAAAUGAGUGCCGAAAUCUCGAGCGCCUUAGUCAUUCUGAAGGAUACGUUAGAUGCGACUAAGCUCAUCGACGAAACAAUUCUCGAGUGCUGCCGUUCUAGCAAACCUGUCUACAUUGGCUUCCCGACGGAUCUUGUCAAGGCAGAGGUAGAUCCAUCUCCGCUCGAAUAUCCCCUGAGGCCCGAAGAACCUGGCCGCAUAACCACGGAGGAGGAAGAACACGCCGAGGAUCUGAUCCUCGGCCGUAUCCUGACGGCCCGGAAUCCUGUUAUCAUUGUCGAUGGUCUGGCUGGAAAGUCUUACAAUCUAAGUGCGACGAGGCACUUUGUUCAAAGGUCAGGAUUGCCUUUCUUUGUUACGCCGAUGGGCAAGGGCAUCGUCGACGAGAAUUCGGUAAAUUUUCACGGUUUAUACGCAGGAAAGUAUUCGGAACCUACCGUUUUUGAGCAGGUGCGAUCCUCCGAUUUAAUUUUAGUGCUUGGCCCGCGUCCUGCGGAUUUCAACACAACGGAGCUCAAGCAUGAGUUGCCUCACAUCGAGAGAAUUGAAUUUGAACAUUACAGAAUUCAAAUGCCAUCUCAAGGGAUUAUGGAGGUCGGUAUGAGUGGUAUGCUGGAAAGGCUCAGCAUGAUCCUUGACAAAGGACAGUCAGGAUCUGUCUCCGCGGCCUCCACACCUUCCCGUCAGCUUAGUGGUACUCCUGAUAUACACGAGACCAUCUCAUCUACCUCAAGCCCACUCAGACAAAGUGUGAACGGCGAUGAGCUUAAGGAAUUCGAGAAUAGCCUUGCUGACGAGUCUCAACCGCUGACCCAAUCCUGGACCUGGCAACGAAUAUCUUCAUGGCUUGAAGAGGACGACAUUGUAGCUGCAGACGUAGGAACCGCUGUCUUUGGCUCAUUGUGGACUCGAUACCCGCGCGGGGCAGUCCCACUAGUGCAGAUCCUUUGGUCUUCCAUUGGAUAUGCCGUCGGUGCAGCGGUGGGAGCGGCGCUUGCGGCACGUGAAGAUGAGCAACAGUCCCAAGGUACUCGGCGCCGACGAACCAUCUGCCUCACGGGCGAUGGUAGCUUCCAGCUGACCGCACAAGAAGUGAGCACCAUGGUCCGUCGCAAGCUGGGCAUUAUCAUGUUCAUCGUCUGCAAUGAGGGAUACACGAUAGAACGUUUGAUUCACGGCAGGGAUGCCGACUAUAACGAAAUCCAGUCUUGGGACCACAGGCUUUUGCCAGCUCUGUUCAAGGCCGCUCCGAACACUGCACACACCUAUUCUGUUCGGACUAGGGGUGAGCUGGAUGUGUUGCUCGAUGACCCAUCAUUUGGCUCCGCUGCGCUCUUCGAUGAGAAUAAUCCAGCCCCCUUACGUAUCGUUGAGUUGUAUAUGGACAAGUAUGAUGCGCCGGAUAGUUUGCGAGGCAUGGUCGAUGCGGCCGUGCGGUGA